UUCCCGGUCUUCCAACUUGGUCUCCAAAACUCCCGUCUUUCUUUCCAACUUCGAGCUUGUCCUCUGUUUUCUUGGGACUGAAAGAUCCUUCUUUGCCGCAUUCUUUGAUUCUUCUGAGUUCUUGAAGGAGGAUGUUGGCUGGGUGCUCGUCGACGCUGCUGUCGCCGAGGCACAAGUUGAGGAUCGACGCUUCCGUGCAGUUGCAAUCGUGCCAUUUCCAGCUGCAGGACAAGCAUUGCCAUCCGCAGCAGAAGAUGGGCACCCAGCGGCUCGACCUGCCCUGUGGCUUCUCCUCCCGGAAGGACCCCCUGCGGAUGGCCCUGUCGGUUGAGAAGCCACCGCCGGCGGAGGCCCGGCGGAGCAGUUGCUCCUUUAGGCGCAACCCGGUGACAACUUCCUCCAUGGCGGCACAAACGCCCUCGUGGGGAGGGAUUGAUGAAGGCCACGGCAGACCCUGGGAUCGGAGGAGGAGCUUGAAGAGAUUCCACGAGAGGGGUUCGUGCGACGACGACCGAGCCAAGAGGACGAGGACCGGUGGCGGAGUCUCGGGAUUAGUUGAAGUUGACGGCGAGGUGUGGUUCCCUCGGUCCACCCAAGAGCCUCCGCCGGUGGAAGAGGACAAGGUGUUUCUUGUGCCCAACGCAGCAAGCUUUCCGCUUCCGGCCUCCACGAGCCAUGCUUUGAUAGGAGGAUCCGCUGGUCCCGAGAAUGAUGGCCUGAGCCCAGGCGAAGAUCCAAACGACAAGUCGCAGUCCGAUUCAAGUACGUCGUCGACCGCAUACGCUUCUUCUCCUGAGCCAACCAAGGAUUCUUCAGGCAAUGUGGCGUCGAACGGGUCCCGGAUGCCUUCUUCUUCGGGCGUCGCUGGUGCAGCAGGAGGCGAAGGAGAGGGUAGCUCGGCGGAGCAGCAGGGCCUCGAACUCCUCAGCUUGCUCACGUCGUGUGCGGAGUCCAUUAGCUCGGGAAACUACGAAGGCAUGACCUUCUUCUUGGCCAGGCUAGGAGAGACGGCCACCCCACUGGGAACCCCUCUCCAUCGAGUGGUCGCCUACUAUACCGAGGCCUUGGCGCUCCGAGUCGUGAAGCUCCGCCCCCACAUCUUCUCCAUUGCUCCACCGAAGACCCUCGUCCACCCGACCGAGGACGACGACGCCGUAGCGCUGCGCCUCCUCAACUGUGUCACCCCAGUCCUGAAAUUUCUCCACUUCACCAUGAACGAGAGGCUGCUGAAGGCAUUCGAGGGAAGAGACAGAGUGCACAUCAUAGACUUAGACAUCAAGCAGGGCCUCCAGUGGCCUAGUUUACUCCAGAGCUUAGCUUCCAGGCCCAGUCCUCCGAGCCACCUCCGGAUCACCGGCGUCGGCGAGUCGAGGCAGGACCUCCAGGACACAGGCGCCGCGCUCGCAAGGCUGGCAGAGUCACUCAACCUCCCUUUCGAGUUCCACGCAGUGGCGGACAGGUUGGAAGACGUGCGGCUGUGGAUGCUUCAUGUGAAGAGGGAGGAGUGCGUCGCGGUGAAUUGUGUUCUGACGAUGCACAAGGCACUCUCCGACGAGAGCGGCAAGGCCUUCAUGGACUUGCUGGGCCUGAUAAGAAGCACGCGCCCGGAGAUCGUCGUCAUGGCGGAACAAGAAGCGAAGCACAACGAGCCUAACUGGGAGACGAGGUUCUCCAGAUCACUCAGCUACUACGCGGCCAUCUUUGAUUCCAUGGACUACGCUCUGCCCAGGGACAGCCCGGCCAGGAUCAAGGUCGAGCAGGUGUUUGCCAGAGAGAUCAGAAACGCCGUUGCAUGUGAAGGGGGCGAAAGAACCGAGCGUCACGAGAACUUCGAUAGGUGGAGGAAGCUGAUGGAGGACGGCGGGUUCAAAUGCCUGGCAAUCGGAGAAAGGGAGAUGCUUCAGAGUCGUAUGAUACUGAGGAUGUACUCCUGCGACAAGUACGCCAUAGACAACCAAGGGGAAGAAGGUGAUGGACUCACUCUCAGGUGGUCAGAUCAGCCUCUGUACACAGUCUCUGCAUGGGCUCCUACAGAUGUUGCAGGCAGCUCCUCUACGUCUCAACCAAACUAGUGGAUUCCUCCUGCAUGACUUGGUUCUUCUUCCUCAACAGGUCUCAUACAGACAUAUUCUUUAUACUCUUACAGACAUGAAAGGUCCAUUCUUUUUCCACUUACAAACCAUAUAGACAUUCUUUUCUGGGCUUUUUCUUCUUUGG
Molecule: messenger RNA, 2217 nt
Organism: Musa acuminata AAA Group (dessert banana)
Lineage: Eukaryota; Viridiplantae; Streptophyta; Magnoliopsida; Zingiberales; Musaceae
Product: protein DWARF AND LOW-TILLERING-like
Exons: 2
Coding region: 132-2072 (646 amino acids)
Biological process (GO): regulation of DNA-templated transcription
Cellular component (GO): nucleus
Molecular function (GO): sequence-specific DNA binding; DNA-binding transcription factor activity
Source: RefSeq, a predicted model, not a curated record